GACCUGAACGUCUCCUUGGAACCUCACUUGCUCGAGACAUUACGACCUCUUCGUGACGUACUUCCCGACGACCUCUUCUCAGAACUCUCGCCAUAUCUCGUAUCACGCAAACGCUCCAAGAAAGCUAAAGACGUACCUACGAUCCCUUACGACCUUCUACGUAGGGUCUCGUUAUGGUCGAGGACCGAUGCCGGCUCAGCAGCCCUGCAAAACCAUUCGCCUCCGCUCGACCCCGCAUCGUAUUCCAUGAUAUCACUACUGGCUGGCACACGCACGUCACCCGAGAAGAAGUUUCCUGCAUGGACGCCUAGUGAUCCGCUUGCAGAGAGAAGGCGCAAGAUUGACGACAGAAAAGCCAUCUCAAAUGUGGUGAACGGGUUCGUCAGCGUCAUCGGCAUUGGUAUUGCGACGUGGUGGGCUAGCGAGCGGACGGGGCUCGCGCUCGAAUGGAGAACGCUCCUUUCGGUUCUUGCAGCAAUACUGGUUGCUGUUGCUGAGGUCGGACUGUACAUGAUCUGGGACACCAGGCGGACAGCC
Coniophora puteana RWD-64-598 SS2 is the source of this 537-nucleotide messenger RNA. RefSeq lists its product as uncharacterized. The record is from RefSeq and is a predicted model, not a curated record. The transcript has 2 exons. Gene Ontology annotation, biological process: vacuolar proton-transporting V-type ATPase complex assembly. The annotation marks the transcript as partial. Lineage: Eukaryota; Fungi; Basidiomycota; Agaricomycetes; Boletales; Coniophoraceae.